Messenger RNA from Lytechinus variegatus (green sea urchin), 1697 nucleotides. RefSeq names its product somatostatin receptor type 4-like. Gene Ontology annotation, molecular function: neuropeptide binding; G protein-coupled receptor activity. The record is from RefSeq and is a predicted model, not a curated record. Gene Ontology annotation, cellular component: membrane; neuron projection. The transcript is spliced from 3 exons. The coding region runs from base 464 to 1561 and encodes 365 amino acids. NCBI's taxonomy places the organism in Eukaryota, Metazoa, Echinodermata, Echinoidea, Temnopleuroida, Toxopneustidae. Gene Ontology annotation, biological process: neuropeptide signaling pathway.
UAUUCUGUAAACAAAGUGAUGACAUUGUGGAUUCAAAUGCGCAAUAAACAACUUAAGACGGAUCUACCGAAAGAGACCCUAAGCAUUUUUUUGUCGCGAGAUUCGAGUUUGAUUGUUGGCCUAUACAUACCUACCUACCCUCACAAGUGAGUUUUCAACAUCCGUGCUUGAUGUUUGGUUGACGUAAGUUUAGUUGGAUUUAACAGUGAUAUCCUGCGACUAGAUUGCUUUCAUUUAUUAUUUACGGUCGAUUGUAAUUAUCUUAUUGCAUAUGGACUUACUCAUCUGAUAAAAAUUGGCCUCACUGCAUUUUUUAGCGGAUGACGCAAACAAGACUCUCUUUUUAGAUUCCUUUUCUAUGAAAGUUUAUCAUGAUCAUAUAUUGAUGGAUGUUGAUCACCGUGCUUUGGAAGUGUUGAGAACAUUCUUCUAAGACCGUCUGCAUUUGUCUCAAAAAUCUACAAUGGCUUGUAUGCACGCCACGAUAUUCCAAUGUUCAAGCAAUGACACGCUUUACGAUAUCGACCCCCAUAUACAACAGUUCGAGGUCGCCGUCCUAGUCGUUUCAUGUAUAUGUGUCCUACUAGGCGUGGUCGGCAACGCUCUCAUCGUCUACAUCGUACCCAAGAAGGAUAUGCACAGUGUGUGUAAUAUAUUCGUCGCCAAUCUAGCCAUCCGGGAUAUCAUUUUCCUGGCAACAUUCGGUCUGGCCGUGAUCGUUGACCAUGGAGUAUUUAUCAGAAUGGGAAGUGAGUUGAGAGUUAUGCCUUUGAUCUCCGUUUAUGCCCUUACGGUGACAAUAUUGGCUACAUCUGGACUCUUGGUGGCGCUAGCUAUCGAUCGUUUUCAAUCCAUUGGCCAUCCUCUGCAAUCGCGUUCGAAGAAAAGCUUUUACAAAGCUCAUAUUGCAACGGCUGUCAUCUGGAUAGUCUCCUUCAUUCUUCCCAUCGUACACCCGAUCAUGAAAACCCCCAACUCUCCGUUAUCUUGGCUCCUCGUCGUGAUCGUCAACACAGCGGUCGCUUACGUUCUCCCUCUCGCCACUGUCGGCAUCUGUUACGUCUUCAUCAUCAUCGCUGUUCGACGGGGUCAAGAGGUCAGCGGCGAAUCAAACCACCUUACGCGCUGGGAAUUCAAACGCAAGAUCCGCGUACUGCGCAUGGUUGCGUACGUCGUUUUCCUCUUCUCACUGACAUGGGGCGCUUGGUGGGGGUUUAAUGUCUACAUUGCAUACCUGAAUUACAAGGGAGAACCAAUCGGUAUCCAUGACUCAAUCGCUAUGGACAUCACGGACUUGAUGGUGAUCGCGACGAGCGUCAUCAACCCAUUCAUUUACGGUCUCACGGACGCGAACUUUAACCGUCAUCUGAAGAGGAUACUCUGCUGGUCGUGUGCGCCGAGGAGCUUGCAUCAGCACGGGUCCUCAAGGAAUCCUGGGGAGAUCGUCCCGUUGGACCAUGCCGAAUAUUCGAUUGUGAAACGACGUUACAGCCAUUCUAACGGACGCCCGGAUAAGAGUGCUCUCCGAAUGAGCGCAGUGGAUAUUGAGUGCGACGUAUGAUUACUGCAGAAUGGUAGACUUAAUCGGCGUCAGUCGAACGGCAUAUAAAAGCGAAACCUGUUGCAGAUUAUCUAUCCCAAGUGUCUUCCUCGGCAUGGUGUAAAAUUAAUAAACUUUUCUGAUAUCCCAAAUUGCU